Messenger RNA from Phycodurus eques (leafy seadragon), 2627 nucleotides. It is a transcript of the gene pias4a, whose product is annotated as protein inhibitor of activated STAT, 4a. Gene Ontology annotation, biological process: regulation of transcription by RNA polymerase II; protein sumoylation. The record is from RefSeq and is a predicted model, not a curated record. Lineage: Eukaryota; Metazoa; Chordata; Actinopteri; Syngnathiformes; Syngnathidae. The transcript is spliced from 11 exons. Gene Ontology annotation, molecular function: zinc ion binding; SUMO ligase activity; transcription coregulator activity. Bases 661 to 2163 code for a protein of 500 amino acids.
UUUCCUUACGUUUCGACUCGCUUUCAGUUAAGAUUAUCUCUUGUGAUACACGCUUAGUUUGCCAAGCUGUGCACCUGUCAAAACGUCCGGUUGCCAUGAUUGAGCACCGAAAAAGCUGUUUUCCCAACAGAGCUAACCGGCAGCGUCUGUGGAUAACGUUUAAAUGAUGGCGCAGGGAAAUGGAACAAACAGGGUUCCUUUCUCGUCUAAUGGAACAACACUGUGCUGUGUUUGUAGCUUGUUAACGUCGACAAAAUCCACAUUGUUUUCGUACCGCAUUCGAGUUAGCACGCCGAUGUUACCUGCUUUUAAAUGCCAAACAUCGCUUGUAUAUUGUCUGAUGGGAAAUAUUUCAAGUCCCAUAUACAUAUGUGACGUUAAUAAAGCUUCAUAUCAACGCUUAAGUAACAUUUAAUGUGGCUAUAAACGCAUUACAGUGGCUUGUAUGUUGUGUGGGAGGAAAGUGAAUUCUCGCAUGAUUUUUUUGUGUAGUUCAAGUCGUCAAAUGAUUGCGUUUCAGUGCAUUGUUCACCCUUUUGUCGUCGUGGGUAUUCAAACAGUUUACCAGUGCUGUCAUGGCCAUACAAUUGUUCUCUCUUGUUGAAAACAUCCGUGUUGUUCGACCUUCUUACCCUGAGGAAAACGAAACCAGUUACCAACAUGGUCAAAAGUUUCCGGGUCUCCGACCUGCAGACGCUGCUGGCCUCCAUGGGCCGCAGCAAGAGCGGCUUGAAGCAUGACCUGGUGGGCCGGGCGUUGAGGCUGGUCCAGACGGAAUACAGCCCUGAGCUGCUCAAGAACGUGCGACAGCUCUACGAGUCACGCUUCCCCAGAACGUCCACCUGGCUGGCUGCACGGCGUCCGGAGGGCAUCCCGGUUUCCUACUCGUCCCUCAGCUCAGCCCCGUCAGCCACCUCUCAGGGUGUUGAAUACCUCAACGGCAUCUCUAAACCGAUGGCCACCCCCGCGCCGGAGGUCAAGCUGGUGCCGCUGCCCUUCUAUCAGACUUUGGAAACACUGCUGCCACCAACGGAGCUCAUUGCCCAGAAUAACGAGAAACUGCAAGACAGUCAGUGCAUAUUUGAGUUAACACCAAGUCAAGCAGACCAAAUCAGAAACGCAAGUGAAAUUCGCCCAGGAAUUAGAUCGAUCCAGGUGGUGCUUAGAAUAUGCUACACAGAUUCCAUUGGGGUUCAAGAGGACCAGUAUCCUCCCAACAUCGCUGUCAAAGUCAACCAAUCUUACUGUCAUGUCCCGGGCUACUACCCCUCCAACAAGCCUGGCGUGGAACCUCGACGUCCUUGUCGCCCUGUAAACAUCACUCCUUGGUUACAUCUCUCCAGCGUCACCAACAGAGUCACCGUCACAUGGGGAAACUUCGGCAAGCGGUACUCUGUGGCAGUGUAUUUAGUGAGGAUGUUCACUGCAUCGGACCUCUUCAGCCAGCUCAAACUCUGCUCUGUUGAGAGUGCGGAGCGCUGUCGUGAGCGCAUUCAAGAUAAGCUACGUUUUGACCCAGAAAGUGAGAUUGCCACUACAGGCCUCAGAGUUUCUCUCAUUUGUCCACUGGUGAAGAUGCGCAUCGGUGUGCCGUGUCGAGUUCUAACCUGCGCCCAUCUUCAGUGUUUCGACGCAGUCUUCUUCCUACAGAUGAACGAGAAGAAGCCCACGUGGACCUGUCCCGUGUGUGACAAGCCGGCGCCCUUUGAGCUGCUCACUAUUGACGGGUUGUUGUCUGAUAUCCUAAAAGAAACGAGCGAGGAAAUCGAGGAGAUUGAGUACCUGACGGACGGCUCCUGGCAACCUAUCAGCGAUGACAAGGAGAAGGAAAAAGAAAGAGAACGCAGCGACACGCCAGAAUACUCAAUGGUCGAUAUGUGUGUUCCUGAGACAAACGGUCACUCGCCGGCCCACAGCAGCACCAGCCUGUCGGGCAAAUCUGGUGGGGGCACGGCGGUGGCGGCGGCGGCGGCAGCUGUCGUCGGAGGAGGGCCCUCCGCGCCGCCUGGAGGCGUGGUGGUGGAUCUGACUCUUGACUCGUCCUCUGAGGAGGAAGGGGGCGGGGCCGGCGGCGACAGCGAGGACACUGAGGACAGCGCGGACAGCCCCACCCCCAAGAGGGGGCGAUACAACUACGACAAGGACUUGGUCACCGCGUACUGACCCCUGCACCUUCUCAUCAAUCCCCCUCACCCCGCCUUGUGGACUAUACAAAGGGGGGCUCAAAGCACGGCGCAGUAAUACACUAGACAGUGACCUUCCAUCAUUAAAACAGUCUUUUAGCAGCAAAACAAUCUUUUAGCAGCUCCACACACACAUUCAGCCUAGUCUCAUUAGGAUUCCCGUUUGUACUCUACUCAACCACUGGAAGCCAACCAGUUUUGGCUAACCAUCAUCCUGCAGCAAAUACUUGUACUAUACUGUCCUCAUUGAGAGAAAUUCAAUUGAUUCCUCGCAAACCUUCUCCUCCACCAUCAACAUCUACAAUUCCUUCACUUGACAGACUUCUUCGUCUUUAUAUCUGACCAGGAACAAUAGGCUCUUAACGCCGCUGUGCGUCUGAUUUUUGGCACAUUUGUGAUGAAGGAGGGACUGUUUAAGCAAAGUCAAAGUUGGGGGGGGGGGGG